AUGGGUUCAACACAGUUUGGAAACUUUAAUGACUUCUGUCGAGACUCAACAUUACCUGUCUGUAAUUUAUUUACUAUACCACAGCGAUGUGCGCUUACCGGAAUAUCAUUGAGCAAUGGCCGACACCUUGGUAACUUGGGGUCGAUAUUGAUUUGUGGCAUUGCGAUAGCUGUUUCAGCAUUCCUCAUAUGGAGGUCUGAAAGGAAACAAGCAGCUGUUGGGCGAAGGGAAAUGCAACUCUUCCUUCUCGGAUACAUCAUAAUUGAGAUAUGUGAGAUCUUUACUGUUGGAAGAUUCCCUCUGAGUAACGAUGUCCGAAUUGCUUUCACUGGAAUACAUCUUGGAAUGAUAAUUGCCACGUUAUGGAUCUUGUUGCUCAACGCUGUAGUAGGAUUUCAAUUACUGGAUGACGGCACGCCUUUGUCGCUCGGCUUGAUAGUGGCAUCUGCAGCAGCACUCUUCAUCGGAACCGGCUACAUCGCUCUUGACACUGGAUACAACUGGACAAGUUAUUGGCAAAGCAGCGUAACCGACGAACCCCACCGUAACAUUGCACUUUACGUCCUUUACCAACUAGCACCUCUUGUGUUCCUCUUCGCAUUCUUCGUUUUGGAGACUGCAUUGGUCAUUCGAGUUUUGGGUGAGCGCAAACCGAUGAUAUACUUGGCUGCCGCAGCUUUACUCUUCGCCAUUGGUCAGAUAUUCAACUACGUCGCCAGCGUACAUAUUUGCACUGGAACAAGUGGGAAAAUCGAUGGAGCACUUUUCGAGACCCUCUUCACUUUACUCUCCGUCGUCGCCAUCUGGGCAUUCUGGUCCAGCAUCACUGAGGAUGAUUGGCCAAUGCCAGUAACCAGUCCCUAUAAUCCUUGA
This is a messenger RNA of Glarea lozoyensis ATCC 20868, 873 nucleotides long. RefSeq lists its product as uncharacterized. Gene Ontology annotation, biological process: protein folding. The record is from RefSeq and is a predicted model, not a curated record. The transcript is spliced from 6 exons. NCBI's taxonomy places the organism in Eukaryota, Fungi, Ascomycota, Leotiomycetes, Helotiales, Helotiaceae. Gene Ontology annotation, cellular component: endoplasmic reticulum membrane. The coding region runs from base 1 to 873 and encodes 290 amino acids.